Messenger RNA from Colletotrichum abscissum, 402 nucleotides. RefSeq lists its product as uncharacterized. The record is from RefSeq and is a predicted model, not a curated record. The transcript has a single exon. Lineage: Eukaryota; Fungi; Ascomycota; Sordariomycetes; Glomerellales; Glomerellaceae. The coding region runs from base 1 to 402 and encodes 133 amino acids.
AUGGCUGAGAUAAUGAAAAGUAAAAGUCAAAAAACGAGGAGCCUUGGCGAAAGCCUCGAGUUCUGUACGUGGAGGAGAGUCUCAUACCAGGAGACGACGACAUCUACAGCUACCAGAAGCUUCUCAGCAGUGGUACCGCGGGAAGCAGCGCUCCGAGAGGAGAGCUGGCCGAAUAACGGCGAGCGGAAAGGCGUUGUCUGGAAUGCAUUAAGAAACCCCCUCAGCGAUGUGCAUCAUCUCAUUACUUUUUGCCGCCAUCCGCGCCCUCACCUUAUUAUUUCUUAUGAUGGGCGGGGUUGGCAGGCGGUCAAUGUUCUCUCAUAUAUAUACAAAGUCCAUAUAUCACAUUUUUUCAGCUAUGGCAACUUGUUCUAUUUUCCGGGUUCAAACUUUUUAUCAUGA